UAUAUUUCAAGCUCAUCUCCGAAACCCUAAUACCGGCAGAACCCUCACCCGCUCGCUUUCAGCGUCUCCUCGUUCCCUUCCCUCACCCGGUCGCUUGCUGCAAACCCUACAAACCAAUCCGCCGCCAUGGGGAAGGUGCACGGAUCUCUGGCUCGUGCUGGGAAGGUGAGAGGGCAGACGCCCAAGGUCGCGAAGCAGGACAAGAAGAAGAAGCCCCGCGGCAGGGCUUACAAGCGCAUGCAGUACAACCGCCGCUUCGUCACCGCCGUUGUUGGAUUCGGGAGGAAGCGAGGGCCCAACUCAUCCGAGAAGUAAAAGAAGAUUGUAGUAGACUCCUUUUCAAUAUCUAGUUUCAAACAAAUGUAGGGUUUUGUUUCUGGAUUCUGAAUUACGUGUCUGGAUUCUGCGUUUUGAGAAUGGUUUAUGGAAAUUCUGAAUCGAUUGGGGGUGUAAUGCUAUGUUUGGCCCCUCUUUAGAGAUGCUUCGCUAGCUAUCUAUCUUUAUCCUGAAGGAAGUCUCCUUUUUUAGGUCACAUUUGUUGUUUUUGUCUUUCAAAAUUUAGCUUCUUUUGUAUGGUUGUUGCUGUGUGAAUGUUAUUUGGACAUCCAGUUUGAAUUGUUUAUGAUGAAUGGGGUGGGGUCUUAAUCA
Elaeis guineensis (African oil palm) is the source of this 648-nucleotide messenger RNA. Its product is annotated as small ribosomal subunit protein eS30z/eS30y/eS30x. The record is from RefSeq and is a predicted model, not a curated record. Gene Ontology annotation, cellular component: ribosome; cytosolic small ribosomal subunit. Gene Ontology annotation, biological process: translation. Lineage: Eukaryota; Viridiplantae; Streptophyta; Magnoliopsida; Arecales; Arecaceae. Gene Ontology annotation, molecular function: structural constituent of ribosome.